AUGGGAACAUACAAGCAGCUUUUCCACCCUGAACAACUGAUCUCUGGCAAGGAGGAUGCUGCUAAUAUAUAUGCUCAGCAUUACACUGUUGGGAAAGAGAUUGACCUUGUUCUGGAGCGUAUCAGGAAGCUGGCUGACCAGUGCACUGGUCUGCAGGGCUUCCUGAUUUUCCACAGUUUUGGGGGAGGCACUGGCUCAGGCUUUACUUCACUGCUGAUGGAGCGCCUCUCAGUUGACUAUGGAAAAAAAUCCAAGUUAGAAUUUGCAAUCUAUCCUGCACCCCAGGUCUCCACAGCAGUUGUUGAACCAUACAACUCCAUUUUGACUACCCACACCACUCUGGAGCAUUCCGACUGUGCCUUUAUGGUUGACAAUGAGGCCAUCUACGACAUUUGCCGGAGGAACCUGGACAUUGAACGCCCUACUUACACCAACCUCAAUCGCCUCAUUGGUCAGAUAGUGUCUUCCAUUACUGCCUCCCUCCGAUUUGAUGGUGCCUUAAAUGUGGAUCUGACUGAAUUUCAGACUAAUCUGGUACCUUACCCCCGUAUUCACUUCCCAUUGGUAACCUACUCCCCAAUUAUUUCAGCAGAGAAAGCCUACCAUGAGCAGCUCUCUGUGUCUGAGAUCACCAAUGCUUGCUUUGAGCCAUCCAAUCAGAUGGUGAAGUGUGAUCCUCGCCAUGGCAAGUAUAUGGCCUGUUGUAUGUUGUACCGUGGUGAUGUUGUUCCCAAGGAUGUCAAUGCUGCUAUUGCUGCUAUCAAAACCAAGCGCACAAUCCAAUUUGUUGACUGGUGUCCUACUGGUUUUAAGGUUGGUAUAAAUUAUCAGCCCCCAACCGUUGUUCCUGGUGGUGAUCUAGCCAAAGUUCAGCGUGCAGUCUGCAUGCUCAGCAACACCACAGCCAUUGCUGAAGCAUGGGCCCGUCUGGACCACAAGUUUGACUUGAUGUAUGCCAAACGUGCCUUUGUUCACUGGUAUGUGGGAGAAGGGAUGGAGGAAGGAGAAUUCUCAGAGGCUCGGGAAGACUUGGCUGCACUUGAGAAGGAUUAUGAAGAAGUGGGCACAGACUCAAUUGAUGGAGAGGAUGAAGGCGAGGAAUAUUAAAUGUCACAGAAGCGAAAUGCUAAGUUUUCCCAUUUUACUACUUUUUCCUCAAUGUAAAUGGGAAACCUCUGAUGAAUGUAAAUCCAUUGAUUUUUAGUAUUCCAUAUCAAACUGCUUAGAAUAAACCUUUUUAAUCAGGA
Molecule: messenger RNA, 1247 nt
Organism: Chelonoidis abingdonii (Abingdon island giant tortoise)
Lineage: Eukaryota; Metazoa; Chordata; Testudines; Testudinidae
Source: RefSeq, a predicted model, not a curated record